AUGCUAACCCUAACCGGAUUCCUCAUUUCGUGGGAGGUGGUCAUCAAGGGGGUAAUCGAGGUGGAAAUCGAAGAGAUGAUCGAAGAGAUGAGAGAAGGGAUGAGAGGCGAGAUGAAAGAAGGAAUGAUCGACGAGAUGAUAGGAGGGAUAACCGAAGAAUGGAUGAUCAAGAAGUUAAUGGAUAAAGCGAAGCAGUGGUUUCUUACACUCCCGGCCAAUAGCAUCCGCACAUGGGGGGAAAUGCAACAGGCGUUUUUAGACGAGUACUAUUCUAUGGCAAAGACUGAUGAUGCUCGUGAUGAAAUUCGGUCUUUUCGCCAAUUAUCGGGAGAACCGUUGCAUGAAGCCUUUACCAGAUUUAGGGAAAUGAUGCGAAGAUGCCCUCAUCAUCAAAUCGAGAAGUGGGAGUUGGUUAAAUGCUUUGUACGGGGUCUAGAUGAUAACACAUGGAACCGACUUGAGUCAACUAGUAAUGGGACCCUUCUAAGCAACCAUGAGGACGAUGAUUGGGAGUUUUUGGAAAGAAUGAGCAAGCGUUCGAAAGAGAAGGAAUCGGCCGAUCGAGCCAAAAAGCAUCCCGUUUCCCGGUCACUUCCCGAUCUUGACUCUAAAGAUCGGAUUUCCACUUUAGAGCGGGAAAUGGCUCGCAUGAAAAAGAAGGAAGUGAACGAGGUGCAAUUUGCGGUGUGUGAAAAGUGUGGUGAUAUUGGACAUAGAGCGGAACAAUGUCCAACGGGGUCGAGUGAUUACGCUGAAGAAGUCAACCAAGUGUAUGGGGACCGAAAGCAAUAUGACAUGGACUCCAACACUUACCAUCCGGGCUUGAGGAAUCACCCCAACUUCCAUAACGGAAGCGGGUCGAACAAUCAAACCGGUGGUGACGACUUAAGUGCCAAGAUGGAUGCCUUGCUAAACAUGCAAAAAGAAUCUCAAAACAACAUAAAAGAGACUCACAAUGAUAUCAAAGAGAUGAAGAAGACUAACGAGAUUCGAGAUAAAGCACAUGAGGCAUUGGCGAAACAAGUGGGUCAACUAGCGGAAGAAGUGGCUCAGAUAAGAGGAAGCAUGGGGAAGCUUCCAAGUGACACCACGGUGAACCCGAAGCAUCAAGGUUUUAGCACAAGCAACGUGAGGGAUGCACGCGUUAGCGCGGUAAGUAUUCUUUUAAAUGAUGAAGUUUGUAGUGUUGAAAACAUUCCACCACCACAAUUCGUUGAUGGUGUAUUGGAAAAUAUAGGUGAGGAGCCGGAAAGUGAAAAUGAACACGAAACGAUUUCACAAAGUAAAAAUGAAAACGUAACUAAAAAUUCUUUUUGUGAAAAUUGUUUAAAUCAACUUAACCCGCUUAAUGCAUCGAAAAGUGAAGAAUGGUGCCCACCGAAGGACGAGGGGUGGGAAAAUUUUAAGCAAGCUAAAAUUAAUUUACCGUUACUAGAUGACAUUAAAAAGGUCCCGACUCAUGUGGAAUGCUUAAAGGAGUUAAGCAUCGAAAAACGGCACAACAAAUUACCCAAACCGGUUGAUUUGAUAUCUCAUGUGAGUGCCGUUUUAUCGAGUGCCCUUCCCCCAAAAGCUCAAGAUCCGGGAGAUCCUCUUAUUCCAAUUCAAAUUGGAACAUUUAAAAUUGAGAGGGCGCUCCUAGAUCUUGGAGCUUGUGUGAGCAUCUUGCCCGGGAGUUUGUAUGACCAAUAUGAUUUUGGUCCAUUAAAAAAUUUUGAUACUCCCGUGGUAUUGGCCGAUCAGACUCCCACGUAUCCAAGGGGGAUGGUGGAGGAUGUGAUUGUUAAGGUGGAUGAUUGCUACUACCCAGUUGACUUUUUGGUAGUAGACUAUGUUGGGUGUGUUGGGGACACCCAACCGAUAGUCAUACUGGGUAGGCCGUUCCUGGCAACUGCUAAUGCCAUAAUAAAUUGUGCAACGGGAACGGUAAGCAUGAAGUUUGGGGACCGGGAAUUAAAAUUAAAUGUUUUUCCAAAAUUUACUAACCCACUCGGUGAGGAUAAGUGUCCUAAAAAGGAUAUGAAUCCAAACAAAAAGGUUUGUGCUAUGGUUGGUAGGUUUGGAGAAACAAAGAAGAAGACGGUCAAGAAGAAGAAAGCAAAGAAGUCGACUCUAGAAAAGAAAAAGGAAGAGGAGGUGAGGAAGUUUGGACCGUUUGGCAACAAAUGGUACAAAUCACCGGUGGGUGAUUUUGAGGAGCUCGUGGACGGCAAGCACGCCAUUCGACCACCAUGA
Messenger RNA from Helianthus annuus (common sunflower), 2235 nucleotides. RefSeq lists its product as uncharacterized. Lineage: Eukaryota; Viridiplantae; Streptophyta; Magnoliopsida; Asterales; Asteraceae. Gene Ontology annotation, molecular function: nucleic acid binding; zinc ion binding. The record is from RefSeq and is a predicted model, not a curated record. Bases 1 to 2235 code for a protein of 744 amino acids. The transcript has 3 exons.